AUUCUCUAUCUCGUAUUCAUUGCUGUAUUGUACUUCAGCAGCUACCACGGAGCGAAGUCGAACCAAAGACACACCCUUCUUACUCUCAGCUUUCCACUCCCGGCUCUCUACGGUCGGCUUCGAGGUAAUUCGGCGCGAUCAUGAACGGACCAAUGUGGACACCUGGAGGCGUGGGCGGAGGAUAUCAGAGCGAUACGCAAGAUGAGCAGGCCAAGGCUGUGGUCAAAAGUGUAGGUUUGUGAGACAGAUUUUCCCAACUCGCGUUAUUCUGAAGAUUAUGGGCUUUGGGAAAGGAGAAAUGGGGCUCGGCUACAUCUGAUGGGUUGAAUGGGAAGAGAUGUGAGCAAGAGGCUGGGAUGGCGUUCCGACUUGUAACUGCGUAGUUGGAGCUGCUGAUGUGCUGGAAUUCGAAGUUCGGGACUCGAAACCAAGGGAGGGCUCUACUAGCAAAGGCGUGGGUUUUUAUCCAGCUUAAGUACGCGAUUAAUUCGCGUAGGAAGCUGUCGGGGUUUGGUAUGAAAGACUUUGGGGCUAAGAUGCAAGCUCUGAUGGAGUCUUGCCCUGGUAAAACUGCCGUCUCGGGCGUAAUGGGGUUCGCCCUCGGCGGAGCCUUUGGUCUUUUCAUGGCCUCUAUGCAAUACGAUACUCCCCUCCAUACACCUGGCUCUGCCGGCGCAACGGUCGCCUCCCUUCCACUCCGAGAACAACUCAAAGCUGGGCUUCGCGAUAUGGGAGCGCGCUCUUUCUCCUCCGCGAAGAACUUUGGCAAGGUUGGUGCUAUAUUUGCGGGAACAGAGUGUUGUAUUGAGGGCUUUCGCGCGAAGAACGAUCUUGCGAAUGGAGUACUCGCGGGGUGUAUUACAGGAGGCGUUUUGGCUGCCCCUGCUGGUCCACAAGCUGCUGCGUUGGGUUGUGCGGGCUUCGCGGCGUUUUCAGCGGCUAUUGAUGCGUAUAUGAGGAGGCCGAGUGAGGUUGAUUAGGUGAUAGGGAAGAGCCGAAUUUUGCUUCUGGCAGAGAAGGUACGAGUGCUGCUCAAUAGAUUAGGAUGAGGAUGGACCUUUGAUAAGGUUUUGUGAUACUUAUAUAUGUGCAUUUUGGUUUGCCGGCCGGCAUUGCAAGGCGUUAUGGGGAUGUACUAGCAAGUCGUAUACCGGCUCCGCUCUCGGUUAUCUGGAUACUAUAGGGAUGAUGUCUGAUAGAGAGGCGUCGUUGAAUCAUGAUCUCACCGACCGAGAAGAAGUUUCUUGUAAUUUCACAAUCUCAACUAAACAAUCUUUACCAUGAUUCUGACUCACUGACAGAAUAACCAGAUUUCACCUUCCAGUUCUACGC
Cadophora gregata is the source of this 1332-nucleotide messenger RNA. It is a transcript of the gene TIM22, whose product is annotated as Mitochondrial import inner membrane translocase subunit tim22. Lineage: Eukaryota; Fungi; Ascomycota; Leotiomycetes; Helotiales; Ploettnerulaceae. The transcript has 3 exons. The coding region runs from base 396 to 980 and encodes 194 amino acids. Gene Ontology annotation, cellular component: TIM22 mitochondrial import inner membrane insertion complex. Gene Ontology annotation, molecular function: transmembrane protein transporter activity. The record is from RefSeq and is a predicted model, not a curated record. Gene Ontology annotation, biological process: protein insertion into mitochondrial inner membrane.